UGAUUACUGAGUAGUAAAUAUUAAAUGCUUAUUCAAAAUUCAAAUCAAAAUAUUAUUAAAAUCGAAAGUAUAAUAAUGUAUAUAAAUUUCUUGAAUUUGUUCUAAAUGGUUUGAUUUAUUAAUUAUUUAAUAAUUGUGAAACUUAAAUGAGAAAUAUGAUUUUUACAUUACUCGGUCCGUUUGAUCUAGGAUUGAAAUGAUUAUACAUAAUUGUUAAGCUCUUAUUUACUUAAUUAUUUUUACUUUUUUUAAUUUUCACCUAACAAAUCAAUAUGGAUGUCGAUUUGUUACGACCUGGUAUGAUACCGAUCGCGCCAAAUACAAAACUCUGGUUUGAAUUUCUCAUCGAUCCAUCUCUCCUCGAAGAACAUUUAAACAAACCCCAUGCAGAGCCAAGUUCAACAGAUCUUUUAAUAAAAUUUCUUUAUUCAUCUAUGGAAAGGCCUAAAGAUUUGCCACCAAUUGAUAUUGACGAUCUAAUGGACAACACAAAAAUAGAUAAAAAGAUUGAAUACCGUAAACGAAAAAAAUAUGAAUGUUUAAAAAUAUUAGCGAUGAGAAUCGUUUGUUUCUGGGAAUGGGAUCUUAAUAUUUUGCAAACAAGAGUUCCUAUAAGUUUGCAGAUAAUUUUUGUUCAAGAUCUUCUAGAUUUAGUAUCAAAUGGACUUAAUCUGAUUAACUUUGAGUUGCAUAGUUCCAUUGAAGACUUAUCACAACUCAACGACGAGCAAUUAUUUGCCAUAGCGUUAUUUCAUCGUUGGACUCUGACCGUUAUUAUAAACUAUACACUUUCAAAAAAGACAGCAUUUAAUUUAGGACCUAUACAAGAUGGUAAUGAAGAUGUAUUAUUAAAAUUAGAGAUGCAGAGUGAACUAAGUGAAAAAAUGUUAUUACGUCUUGCUACGUUGAAAAAAACAUCUUAUACAAUUCCAACAAUGGAGACAUUUAUACCUCCUAAUGAAUUGAAUCCCUUAUCGUGCAAUUGGUCUAAGGGUUACACCAUCACUUCAGCUGAAUUUAUAUCGCAAAUUAUGUUCGAUUAUGCGAAGUAUAAAUUCUUUAAAGAGCAAUAUGAAGACGCACAUGUCUAUUUUAUCAAGAGUAAACAACUACAACAGAAUUUAAAACCUAGUCCAUUUUAUAAAAUUAAGCUUGAAGAACUAAAUGGAUUUUGUGCUGCGUGUUCGUCUGAAGUAACAGACAGUACAAGUUUAUUAAUACAGUUUUUAUAUUCUGUUCAAACAAAUUACAACGGAAUACUUAAGAUUUUAAAUGCUGACAACAAGACUAUGGAAAUCCCAAUGAUUUUGCGAGAUUCUUUAGAACUUGAUUUAGCCUCAAUGUUGUCUUUAGGCAAAUUUACUGCUUCCCGCGAUAUGCUUUUUCACAUCCAAACCACAAAUGCAUUCCGAAGAGCUUUUAUAACUUCAGAUGAAAUAGUGUUAUUGCCACCAGACGAUUAUGUUACUAAAAUUAAAAGUAAUUCGCAUGGGCCAGAUUUAUUUCUAAAGGAUUUAAAACUUUACUUUACAAUUAAAGAUGAUAAAUUUAAAAAAAAAGUAAAAAUGUUUGUGUACAAUGUUUUAUUAAAAUGUCCUAAAAGUUUGAUUAACGAUAUAAUAAAAGACGAUAUUAUAUCUAAUUUAUUUAACGAGGAAGAAAUACAACAGCUGUUAAUGGUUCCUGAGGAUGUAACUACAAUGACUAUUAAUAUGACAAAGCGUUUUGAACGUACAAGUUUAACACGGGAUUUAGGUAAUAUAAAAAAACAAAUUACUUUGUUGAAAAACAAAAUAUGUACCACCUGUGAUCCAAGUAUAGUACGCAAUCUGUUGCAGCAAUUGUACAAAAUAGAUAUGGGAUUUAAUAUUUUGGAACUUAACUGUGAAUGGCAGUUGCCUUUACCUAUUCAAACACUUUUAAUGCCAUUGCCAAACGGAGUAUUAAAAUAUUUAAUUGUAACGUUUCUAGCGAAAUCAAAAGAAAUGCUUAAUUUAAACAAUUUUGAUAAAGCCAUUGUGUUUUUACGAGAAGCAGAAAAUGAGAUUAAAGUUGGCAAUAACAUUGUGUAUUCUAAAAUUAAACAACUUAUUUCUUGGGAAGCACUGUAUAUUGAAAUGUUGCAAUUCCAGUACGAGUUUAAACAUUUUGUUAUCGGAGAUCUUGUUGAGCGUUGUAAAUUGUGUUUGGAAACCGUCCAAGGCGAUAUGAUACCUCGUCAAGAUAUCGCCGAACAAUGUGUAUUGACUCUUUUGAAUGUCGGUGAGUGGGAAUAUUUGACGACCAAGCGUUUUAACUGCUUUGAUUUACCUCUAGCAAUCGCUUACACUUGUCUCGAUGUUAGUAAAUUUAAAGGCAAUAAGAAAAGUGCCAAAGAAAUAUGGGAUUUGGUUUUGCCUGCAUUCGACUAUAGUUACGGCAACUCGAAUAAAAGAUCUUUGGAUGUAGAUUCCCAAUGUGGUCAAAGUCAAGUUCUAAGUCAAACAGAUAUUAUGCGUGUAUUUAUGAGUUUAAGAGAUCAAACCGCCAUUCAAAUAGCACUUUCGCUUUUGACAAAAAUACAAAAUAUCAUUAGAGAUGAGUCUUCGACGGAACUUAUAAUGCCUUAUUUAAGUAUUUGGCCAGCUGUACUGAAUGGAAUGAGUAUUCCUUUACGGAAUAUUACAGAAUUUCUUGGAAUUGUGUUAAACGAAACAUUAAAAUAUCAUCCAAAUCACAUAGUUUUAUUAAAACUGAAAGGAGACCUUCAACAUGUAAUGGGUCACUACAGUUCAGCAAUGAAAUGGUACAUGGAAGCAAUAGUAAUUGUCAGCGACUAUUUUGCGAGGCCUAUUUUAAAACCAAUGAUUGAGGAUUAUGUAUUCAAAAGAAUGACAAGAUGUUGUAUGCAAAUGCAAAACUUUACUCAGGCAGCAAUAUUGUGUUUGUUCCAAGAUGAAAUUGAUUAUGCGACUGUGUUUAAGUGCGCAUCAGAAUCAAAUUCGUGUGAUGCUUUAGAUGAAUAUUACGAUUACAUUUGGGAUAUCAACUUGUUAGAAUUUUUAAUAUAUUGGCAUACUAAAUUAAAUCAUCAAGAACACCGACAAAAACUCUUGAAAACGAUUGGCGCGUUAGAAUUAAAUGCAAAUAAUAAUGACGAAAUAAAAAGAGAAGCAGCCAAUAUAAGAAAACUAAAAUUUCUAAGAGCAUUGUCUCAACAAUAUGUACAUCCUUAGUAUAACAAAAAGAAAAUUAACUACCUAUUUUUACAAUUUUAUGAUACACAAUGUAUGUACAUUUUUUAUUAAAUUCACAAUAUUUGUGAAUUGUGUAAUUUUGUUCAUUUAUUAUACAGCAAUAUGUUUUUUAAGUAGUAAAACGUUUAACAAUUACUUUAUGUAAUUAUCAUAUUGAGUCAGGUGCACCAAUAU
Adelges cooleyi (spruce gall adelgid) is the source of this 3410-nucleotide messenger RNA. RefSeq names its product integrator complex subunit 8 (gene IntS8). The record is from RefSeq and is a predicted model, not a curated record. Bases 273 to 3215 code for a protein of 980 amino acids. Gene Ontology annotation, molecular function: protein binding. The transcript is spliced from 16 exons. Gene Ontology annotation, biological process: snRNA 3'-end processing. NCBI's taxonomy places the organism in Eukaryota, Metazoa, Arthropoda, Insecta, Hemiptera, Adelgidae. Gene Ontology annotation, cellular component: integrator complex.